GACUGUCGGCGCACGUCUCGAUGCCCAUCUGGUCAAUUGAUAACACGACCCAGGUUGGCACCUCGCACAGCCGGACAGCCCCAUCUGACGAACUGUAGCAUCCAUUCAAGACUAGCAGUGCAUGCCAUAUUUGACUCCGACGGUGCCAUUGACCCCCUUAAGUAUCAAUCGCUGCAAUAUAAACUCCUACAGUAUAGAUCCAGAUCACGCCACGCCGUCGGGCAAGACCAGCUCCUCUCGCCUCCCGGCACUUCCGCUUGCCCUCGGUCAAGGUCAACCAAUCGCCAUGGACGCCGCGUCCUCGUCCGCGGCGCCGCUGCGCCUUGUGAUCUUCCCGUGGCUCGGGUUCGGCCACCUGCUCCCGUACCUGGAGCUCGCGGAGCGGCUGGCGCUGCGGGGCCACCGCGUGUCCUUCGUCUCCACGCCGGGCAACGUCGCCCGCCUCCCGCCGCUGCGCCCCGCCGCCGCGCCGCGCGUCGACAUCGUGGCGCUCCCGCUCCCGCGCGUCGACGGCCUCCCCGACGGCGCCGAGUCCACCAACAGCGUCCCCCACGACAAGUUCGAGCUGCUGUUCAAGGCCUUCGACGGCCUCGCCGCGCCCUUCGCGGAGUUCUUGGGCGGGUGCUGCGCCGACGAGGGCAGGAGGCCUGACUGGGUCGUCCUCGACUCCUUCCACUACUGGGCCGCCACCGCCGCCGUCGAGCACAAGAUUAGCUUGGCUUGUCACCAGGUGCCAUGCGCGAUGCUGCUCCCGAGCGCCGCGUGCCUGGCCGUGGGCAGGGAACGGCAGUCCUCGAGCGGCAAGCCGGCCGCUGCACCCCGUUACGAGUCGGAGCAGAACAAACAGUAUUCCGCCAAGGAUGGCGCAUCCGGUGUGUCCAUCGCCGAGCGCUACUUCUUGACACGCGAGAGGUGCACGAUCAUGGCCAUACGAAGCAGCCACGAGUGGGAACCGGAGUUCCUGCCGCUGGUGGCGCCGCUCGUCGGCAAGCCGGUUCUGCCCCUCGGCCUGCUUCCGCCGUCACCCGACGGAGGGCGUGGCGCCAGCGCCAACGCGAACGGGGAGCACGCCACCGUACGGUGGCUGGACGCGCAACCGCCGAGCUCGGUGCUGUACGUGGCGCUGGGGAGCGAGGUGCCGCUGCGCGCGGAGCAGGUGCACGAGCUGGCGCUGGGGCUGGAGCUCGCCGGGACGGGCUUCCUCUGGGCUUUGCGGAACCCUAGCGGCGUCCCCGACGCGGACGUCCUUCCGGCCGGGUUCCAAGAACGCACCCGCGGCCGUGGGCUGGUGACCACGGGGUGGGUUCCUCAGCCCAGCGUACUGGCGCACGCCGCCGUGGGCGGGUUCUUGACGCACUGCGGACGGAACUCGCUCAUCGAAGGGCUCCUGUACGGCCGCCCUCUCGUCAUGCUGCCCAUCUUCGGGGACCAGGGCCCGAACGCGCGCCUCAUGGAGGGAAAGAAGGUGGGGUUGCAGGUGCCCAGGGAUGAGCACGACGGCUCUUUCGACCGCCAUGGCGUGGCCGGCGCGGCCCGGGCCGUCAUGCUAGAGGAGGAAACCAGGGGUGUCUUUGUCGCAAAUGCUCUCAAGGUGCAAGCGAUUGUAGCUGAUAAGGAACUUCAAGACAGGUACGUGGAUGAAUUUAUACAGCAACUACUAAUAAGAGGGAGGCCAUGCCCUGCCUCCAGCUGAGACUGCCGUGCAGGGUUUGUAACUUUCCCACUGGGGUUUGUUCGGUUAGCUCUCAAUCCAUGUGGAUUGAGUGAGAUUAGAUGAGUUUGAAUCCCAAACAAGUAAAACUUCUUUUUAAUUUUUUCAAUCUCAUCCAAUUCAUGUGUAUUGGAAAUAACCGAACAAGGCCUUAAUAAAACAUCUAGCUUUCAAACUAUGUUAUCGGAGGCGACAAUGGAUUGGGAUAAUUUGCCACAAUAAGAGAGCAUGUAUUGUUAUAUAUUUGUCUAUUUCA
This is a messenger RNA of Zea mays, 1967 nucleotides long. RefSeq lists its product as uncharacterized. The record is from RefSeq and is a predicted model, not a curated record. NCBI's taxonomy places the organism in Eukaryota, Viridiplantae, Streptophyta, Magnoliopsida, Poales, Poaceae. The coding region runs from base 122 to 1693 and encodes 523 amino acids. Gene Ontology annotation, molecular function: UDP-glucosyltransferase activity. The transcript is spliced from 2 exons.